Messenger RNA from Auxenochlorella protothecoides, 1266 nucleotides. Its product is annotated as CRAL-TRIO domain-containing protein C3H8.02. The transcript has 9 exons. Lineage: Eukaryota; Viridiplantae; Chlorophyta; Trebouxiophyceae; Chlorellales; Chlorellaceae. The record is from RefSeq and is a predicted model, not a curated record. Bases 1 to 1266 code for a protein of 421 amino acids.
AUGGAGGCGCUCCACCAGCUCGAGCGGCGCCUGGACCAGGGGCGGUGCAGGGGGCGGUACACGCGGGACACCGCCGUGUGGUUCCUGCGAGACAGGCGGCUGGACGUCGCAGAGGCUGCCGGGAAGCUGGAGGCCAUGCUGGACUGGCGAGCCCGCAUCGGGGCGGAUGGGCUGGACUGGGCCUCAGUCGCCAAGGAGGCGGCCAGCGGGAAGGUGUACCUGCACCCGCAUCGCGACGUGCUGGGGAGGCCGGUGGUGGUCAUCCACGUCAGGAAGCAUGUCAUGGGUGCGUCCCCCGGCGCUGACAGCCAGCGGCUCUGCGCCUGGAUCCUGGAUGCUGCGCUGGCUGCGCUCCCACCGGGGCAGGAGUGCGUGCUCGGGAUCUUCGACCUCAAGGGCUUCUCCCUGCAGAACGCAGAUCUAGGCUUUGCACGUUUCCUGGUCGAUGCGCUGUUCACUUAUUAUCCCCGGAGACUGGGCCAGGCUGUGCUGGUGGAUCCCCCCUGGGCGUUCCAGCCGGGCUGGUCUGUUGUGAAGCCGUGGCUCGGAAAGUAUGGCGACCUGCCAGCGCUGCAGGCGUGCGCGGAGCUGGGCAUCGGCCUGACGAUGGUGAAGCGCCUGUCCCGGAAGUAUGGGAUCAUGCGCUGGCCCUACCGUAAGAACAGGGCGGAGCGCAGAGUGGCCGGCUGGGACGAACAGCAUGACAUGGCCAACUCUUCUGACCUGGACGUGACAGUCGGUCUGUCUGGGGUGAGCCUCCCCUCCCUGGAGGCCAUGCCUUCCAGCACGCCGGGCUCCGGCGCUGUGCCCGCCCCAGUCGCCCAGGAACCCCGGGCCCAGGGCGAGCUGGUGGACCGCCGGUGGGCCUCCUCCGACUCGUCGCACGUCAACUACCACGCCGUCGCAGCCGCAGCCAGGUCCCCGACCGCCCCCGCCCCCUCCGCGCUGGGCUUCGGCGCGGUGGUGGCCGAGGCACUAGCCCGCGCCCAGCGAGGCGCGCGCCCGGUCGCCCCCCUCAUGACCCAACUGGUGGAUGCCCUGGCCGCCAACCAGGCCGGCCAGGGCUCCGCCGGGCGCAGCCCCUCGCACCAGGCGCCGCCUACGGGCCCGGCGCAGCUGCUGAGGAUCCGCACCGGGGUCACGCCCGCCUCCCCAUUCUUGCCAGACACGGGCACAUGCCCGCUGAGCCUGGGGGCCUCCCAGCCCAGGCCCCGCCCCGCGCCCUUUGGGAGCAGGCGGUCGGCCUUCUCCGCGCUCUCGCUGUGA